Molecule: messenger RNA, 4853 nt
Organism: Bicyclus anynana (squinting bush brown)
Lineage: Eukaryota; Metazoa; Arthropoda; Insecta; Lepidoptera; Nymphalidae
Gene: edl
Product: ets DNA-binding protein pokkuri
Exons: 3
Coding region: 3545-3871 (108 amino acids)
Molecular function (GO): sequence-specific DNA binding
Source: RefSeq, a predicted model, not a curated record
CGCGACUUUCGUCACUUUACCCGAUUCCGCAGCGGAACUCUCAGUAGCUCUAGUAGUAGAAGUACUAAUUAUUUUUAAUUUCAUUAAAUUAAAUUAAUUCUAAAAUACUGUUUAAUAAUCUUCAUAGACCAGAAUAUAUUUUGUUUCUUGUAAAAACAGGUAAGUUAACAACCCUAGAGCGAGGUAACGACGUAUGACGUCAUCCUUUUUUGAGUUAGCAUCUGGCUUCAUCGAAUUUUAUGACGUUGUCACGUCAAAAAAAUUUUUUUGGAGUUCAUUCCCUACAUGCAAAGUGAAAAUGAAUUAAGGGAUUAAAAUGCGACCUUAAUUUACGGAAGCAGAGUAAAGAUAUAUACCAGAAGUCUGAAUAAUGAGUAGAUACCUAAGCAGGCAUUGUUUAGACACGGUAUAUUGCAAAUGUCAUUGAAUUUGAAUCCUAAUUUUGUCACUCACUGACUGACCGCACUGACACAGCGGUCGGACGUGCUCUGCCUCGCCCGCCGGCGCCGAGUGCCGACUGUGGCUGUUGUCGUGUCGUGUGUCCACUCGCCGCCGGAAGGGCGACAAUGGGCCCGCGCGCUGCACACAAUUCACCGGAAGACGGGAACUUCCACCGGCGGAAAGAAACCCAUUUAAAGAUAAUUGCUCUUGUAUAAUGGUAACAAACAAUCCGCUUUGUACAUUGCUGCGUGACUCUACUGAAGGCUUUUUUUCCUUUAUUUUUAUUCUUAUUAUGUAUGUAGAUUGUAGAGACGUUAUUGAUCAUAACUUUUGCGGGCUACCGACUUGUACACUGCAGUUUAAACUGUACAGUCGUACUGUGAUAAACCGUCCGUGUAUGAGCAAUCCGAGAGCUGUAUAGUUAAACUUUCCUUGUAUGAGCAAUCCGAGAACUGUACAGUUAAACUUUCCUGGUAUGAGCAAUACGCAAAGCGCAACCUACAUACUUACCUAUCGCGAAUAUAACAAAUUGAUAUAUUUAUUGAAUAUAAGAUAUUUAGAUCGUUGCGUAAUUAAAUAGUUGUGUGCUUUAUGUGUAAGUGUUCGAUGUAGGUAGUAUUGGAAACUCGGAAUAAAUAAAAAUAUACGUGCACACACCUAUUUGGGGUUUCGUCUGAUUUCUGAGCAAAUGACCGUUACUUGACUGAUUUAUUUGUCAUUUGCACUUUCAAUAACAAUUGACUCGUACCGCAUUGUUAACUUUGUUAAGCCUGCAAUAGUUGUUCACAUUGCGCCCCCCGUCGGCCGGGCGGUCGGGGCGGGCACUUCCGGCCGCGAGCAGGUACACCGGAACUUGUGCCCCGAGCCGCGGCCUGCCGAGUUGCCACCUCUCGCCGCCGCGCCGUCUGCUCGGGAGGCGGCGGGAUGCUGACGAGCUCGAGGGCACAGUUGGUAUUGGAGGUUCCAGGUUCGAUUACUAGAUCGGACCUAUUUAGGAUUUUAUAUUUUCUAAAUUAAAAAGAAGGAGAUGUUAAGAAGUUUAUUAGAAAAAGCGAAUUUAUUAUUAUAGUACUCUUCAAGAAAAUAUAGUAUUUUUUAAGAAAAAUCGUACUUAUACUUAUUUAUAUGGACUUGUUGCACUUUUCAGGACCUUUUGUCUAACAUAAGAGUAUCAUAUUACUUUGAAAUCUGCUUUUUCACAUACAAUUUUUAAAUUAUUGAAAUUGAAAAGCUCAUUUUUUCAACGUUCGCUUAAAGUACGGAACUCUAUACCUAUAAUAAAUCUGUAGAGAUUGUAUGUAAUAUCAGUCAAUUCUGUACAUGAAAUACAUUGCCAAAAUAACUAUCAUAGGUUGAUUAGUGAUCGAUACUGAUGACAAAAAUGCAAUCAGUGUAAUUGUUGUCUGUCUGUCUGUAUGUUCGUUAUAGAAACAAAAAUUACUCGACGGAUUGUAACGAAACUUGGUACUCCUGGGCAGGUGAUCAAUCAAUAGGAGCAGAGCAGUGAAGGGAAACGUUUGGAAAACGGGAAAAGUUAAUCCAUUUUUACAGCGAUACCACUGUAAGGGACGGACUAAAGAGGUCUAAGAGCGGAAAAAGUCGCGGGCGUCCGCUAGUUAAUAAUAAAAUUGUGAUCUCCAUAGCGUAAUACAUCAAAUGAAAGAACUUGCUAAGAGGAUCUCACAAUAAAUGGUUCCCAAGUUCAACCAAACGUACUCGUACUUACUAUUCAAGAUUAGUUCAAACUUGAAUCUCUGAAACUACUGAACCUAAAAUUAAUAACUUAGCUUUUUAAUAAUAAAUUACCUAUUUUGAAACUUUAAUUUUUUUUUAAUAUCAAGGUCAUUUUUGGAAGUAAGAUGGAAAAUCAUAAAAAAACUCAAAUUGCAACGUGUGACACAUCAAAUGAAAUAGUAAGUUAAGAGGAUCUCAAAUAAUAGGUCGAGGAAUAAAUGUUUUCGCAUAUAGUAUGUAUGAACUUGUAAUAAAGUCUGUUUGGCUAUACCAUUGGUAUUGGUGAACUAAAGCGUGUUGAAUUUCAAAGAUCAGUAGGGGCGGCAAAAAUUGAAUAGCCUACUGUAAAUCCGCCAUCACGCAGGAUUUGUAAACAAUCGUCAUCAUGUUGGAAACUUGUAAACAUAAGUAAAAAGACCGAAAGACACCUAUCCUAAAAUUAAGUUAAAGGUAGAGCCAGCGCCGGAAUCGAACCCGUGCCUCGGCGGCGGGCGACGCGCGUCGAGGAAGUCGACAGAAAAAACAUUUAAAACUGUCGCUCGCCAAUUCCGAAAAUAAGUUUGGCGGGAAGCUGUAAAUAGCUUCGGAAACCGGAAACCGCCCUUACUUAUUGAUUGUGCUCCAGCUCGCGCCGCGGCCGGCGAAACGAGUUCUGACUUCUGCUGCCUCCGCACACGGGCGACAGUCCCGCAGUCGGCAGUGUGUGUGUGUAGCCGACGCGGAAGCGAUUAGUGUCAGAGCCGCGACCACAUGCCGACAGGACGUCAGCUCGUUAUUGAUUCACAAAAACAAUCGCGCCUCUCGCUCGCUCCACCGUCGCUUGGGACACGCGCGAGAGAGACCGACGACCGCACCCGCAUCGCAUCCGGUUCCUACGUCGACCGCCGCCGUAAGUAGCUUCCUGCAAACCUUGCGUUAUUAAACUUUAAACCUUAUUCGAGCUGAACAAGGCGUAUAAUGUUUAAAUUUUUCAUGUGAUUUAAGUCAAUUUUUAUGCGUGGUUUAGCGGUAUCUCGCAUUCAUUCAUGUUUUCGUUCAAACAUUCCUAUUUCCUACUGGCUCAUGGCUGGUGGCUACUACAUUUUAUUCGUGGUUCAACUCUCGUCGCCAGCGGACGUGUCCUCGCCGGCAGUCGUUUGUUUAUUUACGCCGUGUAAUUAAAACCUAAAGAAAAGCAACAACAGUGCAAUUCAUAAGUAGUGCAGUAGUACGAACAGUGUAGAGUAUUGCUGAGCGUCAGUGCUGCGCCAGAGCUGCAUCAGUGCUGCAUCAGUGCUGCAUCAGUGCUGCGUCAGUGCUGCGUCAGUGCAAGUGAGGCGGCUGGCGCGGCGGACUCGCUACACGAUACACUCGCGCUAAAUCGCCCGGCAUGCCGGCCCCGGCGCCCUGCGAGCGGCGCGCGGUCGGCGCGGACGCGGCGCACGCGUGGGCGGACGCGUGGGCGGCGGCGGACGCGGACGCGCUGCCGCUGGACCCGCGCCAGUGGACGCGGCGCGACGUGGGCGCGUGGGCGGCGCGGCGCGGCGCGCGGCCGGAGCGCUUCCCCAUGAACGGCAAGGCGCUGUGCCUCAUGAGCGGCGCCAUGUUCGCGGCGCGCGAGCCCGCCUGCGGCGCGGCGCUGCACCGGGAGUUCCGGCGGCGGCUGGCCAAGGCGCUGGCGCUGCAGCAGCUGCUGGACGCGCUGGCGGCGCCGUGAGCCCCGACGGCUGCACACGACUGUCGCUGUCGACCCGCCGCACGCCGUGCGCAUCUGCAGAUAGUGGAUAACGACGUUAAUAAUUUUACUCAGCGCUUUCAUAAAAAUUGUAUCUACACAUUUGUCAGUAGUUCACAAAUAUGUACCUAGGCAGCAGCGCCCGCGCGCAGCUGGCGAGUGCUCACCACGUGCUGCACCGCUGGUUGCCGGGAGGCGACUGCGGUCGAGGGCUAGUGUACGAGUACAUGGUGUCUACUGCGUUUGCAAACGCUCGCAGCCGAUCAUCGAGGGUCAGUCUUUUAGUUUUACCACAAAUCAAAGACCUGCGCUCGACCCACGUCUCAGUUCCUAGACUUUGGUUUGCAUGAAAGAUGAAUAAAUUACUUCGAUUUUCUUUCACUUAAUUUUAUUUUUUUGUGAUAAAAAUAAUUUGAGAAGAUUGCCGAUCAGCAAAGUUUCUCAACGUUAAAAUGCACAGGAGUAAGACGAAGGUCAUGUCUGAUGCUCAUGUGCCGCUUCAGUCGGUUAUUGUUGAGUUGCUACCGCUCAAUAUAUUAUAUUCCUAGGACACACAGUCCACUUAGGUAGGUCCAAUUUCAAGAAAGAGAUGAAUCGCCGAAUCCAGCUCGGCUGGGCAGCGUUUGCAAGAGGCCUAUGUCCAGGACGUCCAUCGGCUGAGAAUGAUGAUGAUACACACAACUACCCGUUGCUUGAACGUUAUGUAUGUCCGUUUGUCAUAUACUGCGCGUACAUUAACAUUAACUGUGAAUGGAGAAAACAAGAUAAUCUUUUAUUGUUAAAUAGGAUAAUGUAAUUAAUUGGUUAUGCUAAUGAUAGACACAAAUUAGUGAGUCGAUAAUUAUAUUCUAGUCAGGCCAGGGUGUAAAUAAAUAGGUAUUGAGGAUGUAAAUAAAUUGUUAUUUUACUAAAAAAGAAUAAGUGUUUUAUUUUAUUUAUAAUGAGAUGUAGUCGAGUCGAUGUA